GUAUUGGUUCUCUCAAAAACUUGGAGCUUCUGGAUGUAGCAAAAAAUCAGCUGGUAAGCAUUCCAUCAUCUAUAACUGAGUGUCUAAUGUUGUCUCAGUUUGUAGUUAAAUACAACAAAAUAGAUAGCUUACCUGAAAAUAUCGGGAACCUGAGAAACCUGAUCCGGUUAAAUGUAAUGGGCAACAAACUCGUCAGUUUGCCUAGUUCUAUCUGUAGUUGCACAAAGCUUCAAGAUGUUGUUUUGGAUGAAAACAGAUUAACAUCCAUACCGAAGGGAAUGCUCACGUCACUCACACUCCUGGAAAGUAUCGAACUUUCUCGAAACUGUUUUAUUAGCAUUCCCUCUGAUGGCCCCAACUCUUUCAAGAACAUCAAAACUGUCAAUCUAGAGAAAAAUAAAAUCAACAUGAUUCCUUAUGGAGUAUUUUCUCUAGCUAAGAAUUUGGUAAAGCUGAAUUUAAAUGACAUUGGAUUAACAAAUUUACCCUUUGAUAUGGGUGAAUGGACGACCAUCGUGGAGCUAAAUCUAGCUUAUAAUCGAUGGAACAGCAUACCGGAGGACAUACAAUGUUUAAGAGAACUUGAAAUCCUCAGCUUAAGCCACAAUCAUCUGGAAUAUCUUCCCAAGGGUAUCGGACAGCUCAAAAAACUGAGAGUGCUUGAAUGUGAUGGAAAUCAGCUGCGGAGCCUGCCUGCAGAGAUUGGAUACCUGUUAGAGCUAGAAAAACUCAACCUCCACAGCAACCAGCUGAUUUCGAUUCCUCGUCAAAUCGGCUGCCUUUACCGUCUCUCUGAGCUGAACGUCAGUGAAAAUUGUUUAAAAGUCUUGCCGGAUGAAAUCGGUCAUCUGGGUCAAUUAAAAAAGCUCCUCGUUAAUAACAAUAGUCUGUUGCAAAACCUUCCUGUUCAGUUGACCAUGUGCAGUGAGCUAAAUUAUUUAAACAUUGAAAAUUGUCCAUUGUAUGAAAUUCCUUCUGAGUAUGUUCAGGGUGGUCCUCAAAACGUACUUUAUUAUCUUACAUCUAUAAGCCCAUAUCAUAAUUAAAUCUUUCGUAUAAAAUAUGUUUUGAUGAAAUAGUAAUUAUCGAGAUUAUGGUAUUAUUAUUGUAAACUUGUUGAUACUAUA
Messenger RNA from Bolinopsis microptera, 1127 nucleotides. RefSeq names its product leucine-rich repeat protein SHOC-2-like. NCBI's taxonomy places the organism in Eukaryota, Metazoa, Ctenophora, Tentaculata, Lobata, Bolinopsidae. Gene Ontology annotation, molecular function: protein binding. The record is from RefSeq and is a predicted model, not a curated record.